AUGUUCAUUCUUGGCGUCAACCUGCCCGAGCACAAGCUUGUCAGAAUUGGAUUGACGCGGUUUGUAGGAAUUGGACAUUACACUGCGAAUCUGAUAUGUGCGCGACUGCAGAUCCAUAAAUCACUGACCGUCGGGGAGCUGAGCGAGCACCAGAUAGGACGACUCUCAGCCCUAUUAUCCUCGCCUCCCACGACACCGCCGACGAACCACAAAGUGGCCGAGCUGGAUGGGAUCGCAGCGCCCUCGACGCUCGACUUUGAUUCCGGUCCGAGCCCCCAGCCUCGCUUGCUCUCGAUCACCGACGAUCCUCUCCAACGCCUCCUCAUCGAAAGUGAUCUCCGUCGCGAGGUCAGAGCGAACAUCGCCCACCAUCGUGCUAUCGGCUCUUACAAAGGAAAACGACAUGCACUCGGCUUUCCCGUUAAUGGCCAACGUACUCAUACAAACGCUAAGACUGCACGCAAACUAAACAAGGUCGAACGUCGUGCCUAUUCUACCUCUACGAUCCAAGAAAGCUAUCCAAUUCAAUCUCUUCUGACACAGAUCAUCUCAAUCGAUCCGCUUCACGGAUUCUCGGCCCUCAGGAACCAGAAAAGGGCUUCGACCUGCUCAUGA
Messenger RNA from Puccinia triticina, 615 nucleotides. RefSeq lists its product as uncharacterized. The transcript has 3 exons. Gene Ontology annotation, molecular function: structural constituent of ribosome; RNA binding. Bases 1 to 615 code for a protein of 204 amino acids. The record is from RefSeq and is a predicted model, not a curated record. Gene Ontology annotation, cellular component: small ribosomal subunit; mitochondrion; ribosome. Gene Ontology annotation, biological process: translation. NCBI's taxonomy places the organism in Eukaryota, Fungi, Basidiomycota, Pucciniomycetes, Pucciniales, Pucciniaceae.